AUGUUCUUGGCAGGGCUCGGCUAUGAAGUUCUUGAGGGGGACCACUAUGUGCCUGGGCAAGAAAGGCACGAACGGCCGCGAUUCAAAAACAAGGACCAGUGGAAGGAGAUCCUUCUUGUCACUGCGGCGGCAUCUGUGAUGUAUGCGGCAAGGGUGGUGGGCGAUUUUGACAGAGCUGUGGGUAAGAAUGCCACUGUAAAGGAGAAGGCCGAUGAUCAGUUGACAUCGAGUCUUGAGUGUUGUUUGCAGCAUGUUUCUCAUCAAGUGGCUGUAUCCCUGACAGAAAGCCUCGCAGCGGAGCGUUGA
Symbiodinium natans is the source of this 306-nucleotide messenger RNA. Lineage: Eukaryota; Dinophyceae; Suessiales; Symbiodiniaceae. The record is from the annotation of a GenBank genome assembly.